GUGCUACAAAAACAAGCCAACGUUAACCUGACCGCAUGUAAUUACGUUGUUAGACCCAUUUCAGCGGCGCGUAAAUACGCACAAGCCGCGACGCAAGCCUGAGUAAGAAUGUUUAAGAAUUUAUGUAUGAAACGUUGCUUAUCUUUCAGUAGGGGCGUGGCUAUUAAGUCGUGUAUUUUCUGUACUUGAAAACCCAUGUGUAGAGGGAGUUCUAAGACACUCUCCCAACGACCGCAACAGACUCACCCAGGGUCGGAACGGUCGAGAAAUUAAGUAGGCAACAAGUCCUUGAGUAGCCAUUAAGUAGCCAACAAGUCCAAGAGGGAUGGCGGUUUUUGCAAAUCACAUUUUGGGAAUAUUCUUGGAUUACUUCAAAAAGACUUCAUUGCCUCUUUGGACCCUGUCCCCGUGAUACUCUUCUCACCAGCGACUUAAUUGUGCAGAAUAUUGCUGAGAUGAAUAUGUACUAUGUAGUAAUUGAAUUAAUAAUUGCUGUUUUGUCCAUAUCCGGCAAUGUAUUGGUUUGCUGGGCUGUCGCAAUCAAUACCACUCUGAAAAACGCUACGAACUAUUUUUUGGUGUCCUUGGCAGUAGCCGAUAUUUUGGUUGGUUGUCUUGCCAUCCCUUUUGCCAUAACUAUAAGCAUCGGUAUCUGUUUGGACUUCUACGGAUGCCUUUUCCUCGCCUGCUUUGUUUUGGUACUGACUCAAAGCUCAAUAUUUAGCCUUCUUGCUGUUGCAAUUGACAGAUAUCUGGCCGUUAAGAUCCCUCUAAGGUACAGGGAGCUGGUGACAGGCAAAAGGGCCAGAGAGAUCAUCGCCAUUUUAUGGAUCCUAUCCUUCAUCAUUGGCCUCAUCCCCUUCCUGGGCUGGAACCUAAAGGAGCAAGCAUGCGCCCCGCCCCCGGAGAACGCCAGCGUCCCGUCGGACAACGCCUCCGACCAGUGCCCUCUGAUUGGCCGGGAGGGGGAGCGACACUUCCUGAAGAGCUGCCAGCUCGCCUGCAUGUUUGAGAGCGUGGUGGACAUGCACUACAUGGUCUAUUUCAACUUCUUUGGCUGCGUCCUCCCCCCCCUGCUCAUCAUGCUGGGCAUCUACGCCAAGAUCUUCACGGUGGCGCGCAAGCAGCUGCGGCAGAUCGAGCUCAAGUGCGUGGGCAACGGCGACAGCAGCCCCCACCGCAGCCUGCUGCAGCGCGAGAUCCGCGCCGCCAAGUCGCUCUCCAUCAUCGUGGGGCUGUUCGCCCUGUGCUGGCUGCCCGUCCACAUCCUCAACUGCCUGACGCUCUUCUACGGCGACCUGGACAAGUCGCCCUUCGUCAUGUACGUGGCCAUCAUGCUGUCGCACGCCAACUCGGCCGUCAACCCCAUCAUCUACGCCUACCGCAUCCAGGACUUCCGCAACACCUUCCGCAAGAUCCUGACGCGCCACUUCCUGUGCCGCAGGGAGGACCUCUACCUUAGCUCCAAUGGCAGCAGGCGGAAUAAGGACCAGAUUCACAUGACUAUCGACCCGUUACUCUAGGGGGGUGCUGUGAUGCGGGUUAGAAUCCCCCCCUCCCGACACUAUUUGUCUUAACUUGUGUUUUAUUUUUGAAUGCUAUUUUCAGUAAGGAUAGAUAUGUUUACAGAACAAAAGGGGUAUGUUCCAUAUAACAUGCAUUGAGGAAUUUCCAAUAUGCCUUGAAUGUGGACAGUUAUUUAUAAAUCCCGUGGAGUAUCAGUGGUCAGCUGGGGAAAUGCAUUUGUAGCUAGUACUUUUCAUGUUGUGAAGGUUCUUUUGUAUUUUAUUUAGCUGAAUCUAACUAACUGGAUUUGCAGGACUGUGAAAUCGAUCCAAUUGCAAUGUUUGAAUUCAUUGCUAGGAUUUUAUUUAUCAUUCCUACGCAUGUCAUUGCAACUCAAACACUCCUUUCUGAAGCCUUAAUUUUGAGGAAAACAAUGUGUUAAGUGUAUAGCAUUUAGUGUCUGAACAAUUUAUUUAUUUUGAUGUAGUUGGGAAUGGAAAGACAAAACCACAUUAUGUAAACCUACGUUGGUUGCACUGUACUUGGGUUUUGAUGGACUCCAAUAGCAACGUUCUUAUAGAAGAAACAGACAUACUGCAGAGGAAACUGCAAAUGGAAAAAUGUAAGCAGGAACCGUUUAUGACUGCAACAUCAGCAAACUGUUUAUGGAGAGGAUGGGAUACUAGAAAGGUGGACCACUUCAUAUCUCUAGAGUUUCCUGGAAAACUCAGGAACAGGCCUACAUAAUGGGAAGCUUGACCGUGCUGUGAAAAACAGUAGUUCAGAGAGAAUAAAGGUUUGGACCUGUGGCAAAUGAAUGAAAUGUAUCUUUCGUCACCAUUCAAAGCCUAAUUAUUUGAAAUGCCGACUGACUAAAACUAGUCAUAUGUCCUUUAGACAAUGUGUCAGUGACUACCCCCCCUUCUUAACCCAGACGGACUCCCAGGGCGUGGAGUACCCAGCUGGCAUGAACCACCACUGGCAGUCAUCUUCAUGAACUGUCAACUGCGACAACAUUCUCUUGAACUGACAGGAGAAACUGAGGUCUACUCAAGGAGAAACUCUGACAGUCGCCCCCGUAUCAGGUUAGCACGUCAUGGCGGCUUGGGCGGCCGAGGGAAAGAUUAAGCACCCCUCCCCCAGGCUACCAUGGCAGCUGAGACUGCCAACCACAGUAAACAAGUUCAAUGAGGAACAGUAACGUGAUUAGAUGUUCUCAUGUUUGCGAAAGGGGAAACGACUUUAUGUUCAUUUCGGAAAAUCUUGUAUGUCACACCUCCGGCGUGAAUCGGUAAAUGAUGUUUGUCGUCUUAACGGAUGCUGCUGCACUUGUUUUCUGGGUGUGAUGGUCAGUAUCGUGUACUGUAUGCUUUGAAGCAGUGACUACUUGAGAUUGAAUUGGCUGUGAUGUUCACCUGAGGUCAAGAGAGAGACCUGCAUUUGACGUAAUUCCAUUCCAUUUGAAAAUUCCAUGAACAAAAGGAGCCAGUGCUGCACUGUCAAAACAUGAACAUACAUAUUUGUUUUUAGAAAAAUAUUUUAGUCAAAUCUAAAUAUUUCAACAUGCCUCUUGCUUCUGUGUUGCUGUUGACUGGUGUUUUAAUGUCAACUUUUUAUGUGGAAAGCAUCAAGCACUGGGGAUGCAACAACUACAGUAUUUCAUUUGUCAUUGUUAAUGUGUUACUUAUUCACCUUAUAUACCAACUCAACAAAUAAAAACUCAAGGGCUAAAAAAGGUGUGCUAAACUUCAAGAACAUUCCACUG
Messenger RNA from Osmerus eperlanus (European smelt), 3271 nucleotides. RefSeq names its product adenosine A2b receptor (gene adora2b). Gene Ontology annotation, molecular function: G protein-coupled adenosine receptor activity. The record is from RefSeq and is a predicted model, not a curated record. The transcript has 3 exons. The coding region runs from base 456 to 1523 and encodes 355 amino acids. NCBI's taxonomy places the organism in Eukaryota, Metazoa, Chordata, Actinopteri, Osmeriformes, Osmeridae. Gene Ontology annotation, biological process: vasodilation; G protein-coupled adenosine receptor signaling pathway; adenylate cyclase-activating G protein-coupled receptor signaling pathway. Gene Ontology annotation, cellular component: plasma membrane.